Molecule: messenger RNA, 6142 nt
Organism: Porites lobata
Lineage: Eukaryota; Metazoa; Cnidaria; Anthozoa; Scleractinia; Poritidae
Source: the annotation of a GenBank genome assembly
AUGAUGUAUUCAACCACCCAGAAAACAGAGCAGUAUGACGUGAAAAUUUCAAAUACUCGAGGGAAGUUUGAGAUGACAACAACAGUGAGCAAGGUGGACAAAGGUGUUCUGCUGUCAAUUCCAAAUCCUCAGUACAAUGAUAAGAUCAAGAUGUUUCCGCACCUCGCGGGUGUGACCAUGGAUGAUGAAGAUACGAAGCCGGAACGGCCCAUACAUUUAAUACUGGGAGCUAGUGAAUACUCCAGGAUCAAGACACAAACCCAGCCGAAGAUUAGAAAGGCCGGUGAACCGAUUGCAGAACUAACUACAUUGGGCUGGACGAUGAUGUCAGCGGGCAAGGGGCCCGUUUCUCGAAAGUCUCGGUAACUUUACGGACCCGAAAUCAAAUAUUCAAAUCGAAAUAUGAAAAAUAAGAGCGCGGGUCCUGGCUAGCAAACUACUCCAUUUUGUUUCAUUAACUGACAGUUUUAUCGUGUUAGAUGCGAAACUAUUGAAACCUCGAUCUUUAAUGUAAACGGAGACAGCUUACCGGGCCCGUUAAUUAUCGGGACUUUCGAGAAACGGGCCCAAGGAGGUCGGGCUGACGAGUGCUUACCUGACUAGAACUCCCUCAGCAGACUACGAACAGCUGUGUAGUCUGGACGUGCUGGGCCUUGAAGAUAAAGCAGACAGGAAUCAGCAGAGUGUAUAUGAAGAGCUAAUUGGGUGCUGUCAAAGAUGGUCGUUUCUUUUAUCGCUCCGUCGUUUUCGAUGUAAACUCCGCUUAUAACCAUGGAGCGCACUUAAUUUUUUACCGAAUGGCAGCCAAAACUGACUCGCUUGGGAAGAAUGACGUUUCCUCUAGAAGAAGAGCAAAAAGAAUACGGGAAAAAGGUUCUCAAACUGACGACGACCUCGAGGAGCUUCCCGACCACGAGGGUGACGCCACGCUGAAAGCCCUUGACGAUAUCAGGAAUAAGUUAGAAAGCUUACUUCUUCUCAAACCAGCUGUUGAUGACCUAAAAUCAGUAAUUGCUAAACUCACAGAGGAAAACAAGCAACUAAUGGAAAGUUUGAAUUCUGCAACUAAGGAAAUUCAAGAAAUUAAAAAUGCUUCCGCGGCGACUGAAAAGGUGACUGCUUCGCUUCGCAAAGAAAAUGAUCAUUUGAAGGCUGAAGUCGACAAAUUAGUAUGUCGCAACAUACGUCUUGAAGCUCAGUCAAGAAGAAGCAACUUCAGAGUUUACGGUGUCAGAGAUUCUCCACAUGAAACUCCAGCAGAAACCGAGCAAGUGUUGAGAAACGUCCUGUUACAACAGCUUCAAAUACCUGAAGAAGACGUAAACAAUAUGAGCUUCGAAAGAGUUCAUCGAAUUUCUAACACCCGAGCUGUUAAUCAAACCAACAAAUCUAAGAGUCCGCGCCCAAUAAUCGCCAAAGCCAGCUUUUAUCAAGACAAGGAGCAAAUUUUUUCAUUCGCUAGAAGCUUACCAAAAGGCUCAAAGAUCGGUGUUGCCAGUGACUUCCCAAAAGAAAUUGCCGAUAUGCACAAGAAACUUUACCCAAUCUUGAAAGCUGCUAAAGCCCAGAAGAAAAAAGCUUUCUUUAAUGUCGACAAACUUAUUAUUGAUGGGCAAGUUUAUCGUGGAAAAGAAACUAAAGAUCUUCCUCUGUACGGUAAAGUUAUGGUACAUGAUUAGUCAGUUGCUGUAAAUAAUUGCUUCCUUUCGCGCUCCCAAGAGUUGCUUCGCUCUUAGCGCCUACUUAUUUAGCAUUAAACUGUUCAUAGGGAACCCGUUUAGGUGUAAGAAGAGGUUUCCCUACUUUGAGCAAUUUGUGCUCAAGUAACUGUGCGUUUUGUGUCUUAGCGUUUCUGUAUAACCGUUUUUAUUUACAUGUUUGGAAUCUAUUUUGAUAUACUUAGAUUUAUCUCCCUACAGCUCUUGUACUCCUUCAGCUUGCGUUAAGACUGAUUACUAAUGUUUAUUAUUUAAUUUACAUUAAGUACACUUUCAAUUCAAAAUUGCUAACAUUCGAAAAGUUUUUCAAUAUCUUCCUCAACGAAACCGAUAGAAUAUUCUAUGCUGCUAAUUCACGGCUGCUCCGUUUAGACUCUCCUUUUGUUCUUUAAACGUAAGAGGUUUAAAUCAAGCUAGAAAGAGACGGCGGGUGUUUAGAUGGCUCCACAAUCAAAAAUUCGACGUUGUUUAUUUACAAGAAACUUACUCUUCCAAAAGUGUCGAAUAAAUGUGGAAAGCAGAAUGGGGAGGGAAAAUUUAUUAUAGUCAUGGAACAACACAUUCAAAAGGUGUGAUGAUAUUAUUUAAACCGAGCCUGGAUUUCGAAACAGAAAGCAUCUUCGCUGAUAAGAAUGGACGAUACUUGCUAUUAAAAGCCAACGUGCUAGAAUCUUCCUUCUUGUUUAGCAACAUUUACACGCCAAAUGACUCUAUCGCCCAGAUAGCUUUCUUUCGCAAUCUUGAUAACAUUCUCCUACCAUUUGCAGAUGCACAAAUCAUCUUGGGAGGUGACAUGAAUUGCCCAUUAACACCUACAGAUAAAAUGGGUGGUGCUACUGUUCAGAAAAAACAAAAAGUCAUUGACGAGAUUGAAGGCUUAACCCGGCGUUUUAAACUUCAUGACAUUUGGAGAAAUCAACAUACCAACAAAACACAAUUUACAUGGCGUAACAAUUCCUUGAAAGUGCAAUGCCGCUUAGAUUAUUGGCUUGUGUCGAAAGAAUUGUUGAUGUCUGUCAUUGAUACUAACAUCACCAACCCCACAAUAUCUGAUCAUAUAGCGCUAUCACUUUCACUCCUCAAUCGAAAGAAUAGAUCAGAAUACGCUAAACGUGGACCUGGGUUUUGGAAAAUUAAUAACGCUUUGCUGAAAGAUGCAAAUUUCACUGACGAGCUCGUAAGCAAAAUACCCGAAUACAAAAACAAACACUGUUACCUUACUAAUGAAGGCCUGUACUGGGACAUGCUCAAGAUGGAGAUUAGAGGUUUCUCUGUACAAUACUCAAAAAGGAAAAACAGAAUAAAAAGAAAUAAGGAACGAGACCUUCAGAAAGAAAUUGAUCACCUAAUGGCCUUGCUGCAAUCCAACAGAUCGAAAGAAAAUAUCACUAAACUCUACCAAUUAAGAGCUCAACUCAAUCAGAUUGCUGAAUAUAAAACCGAGGGUGCAAUGAUUAGAAGUAGGAUACGCUGGCACGAAAAAGGAGAAAAGAAUACUAAAUACUUCUUAAAUCUUGAGAAAAGGAGGUUUGCAAAAACUCAUAUAACUAGGCUUAAAACAAGUACUGGCUCGGAAACUUCUUGCGAAAAAGAGAUUUUGGAAAUGCAGAGAGCAUUUUAUGAAAAUUUAUAUACGAGCGCUCCCUGUGAUAUUAUUGCACGCGAUACUUUCCUGGGAGACCCUAACCUCGUCAAACUCGACGAAAACGAGCUAAAUGAACUCGAACAGCCUUUGUCGAAAACCGAGUGUUUCAACGUUCUUAAACAGUGUGCUAAAAACAGAUGUCCGGGCAGCGACGGUCUCUCAGUUGAGUUCUAUUUGCACUUCUGGCAUCUACUUGGUGAUGAGAUGGUCCAAAGCUUUAACUAUGCUCAUAAAGUAGAACAACUCAACAUAACACAAAGACAAGGUAUAAUAAAGGUCAUACCGAAAAAACGCAAGAACAGGUUGUAUUUGGAACAUUGGAGACCGCUAACGUUACUUAACGUCGACUAUAAAAUAGCAACCAAAUUUAUAGCCCAUAGAAUCGCUAAAGUCCUCCCCAAAUUAAUAAACGACGACCAAACUGGCUAUGUCAAGGGACGCUAUAUAGGACAGAACAUUAGACUCAUUAACGAUAUCAUGAAGAUAACUGAGCUAGAAAACAUUCCCGGCAUGGCGAUUUUUGUGGACUUUAAAAAAGCUUUUGACACCGUCGACUGGAACUUCCUUUUUAUGACCUUGGAGGCAUCAAAUUUCGGCCCUCAGUUACUACAGUGGAUCCGAACCUUUUACACUGACUGUUCUAGCUGUGUAGUAAAUAAUGGUUACGCCUCUGUCUUCUUUAAACUACAAAGAGGUGUUCGCCAAGGGUGCCCUCUUUCCGGCUCCCUAUUUGUGCUGUGCGCUGAAAUUCUUGCUAAUGCAAUAAGGUCUAAUGCAAAUAUUCAAGGAAUCAACAUAUAUGGAAAGGAAUUCAAAAUUUCACAAUACGCAGAUGAUACCACUGUUUUUGUCUCUGAUAUAACAUCUGCCCAAAACCUCUUCCAACUGCUCCACGCUUUUCAAAAAUGCUCUGGUCUUGAAGUAAACAGAAGCAAGACAGAGGGCUUGUGGCUAGGCGCGAACAAAAACAACCCGGAAGAACCUCUUGAUAUUGCAUGGCCAAAAGACCCUGUAUUUGCACUUGGUAUUCACUUCUCUUAUAAUGACGAAGCUGCUUUCAAAAGGAACUUUGAACAGAAACUGUCCUCGAUGGCUUCCUUGCUAAACUUGUGGUACCCUAAGAGCUUAACUUUACAUGGUCGAAUUGUCAUUUUAAAAGCAUUAGCCCUCUCCAAACUUAUUUAUAACACUGCUGUCCUCACUGUCACCCCCGCAUUUAUUCAAAAAGUUAAUAAAGCUAUUACUCAAUUCGUCUGGCAAAAGAAAAAACCAAAAAUAAAACAAACUACCCUGAUUGUCCCUAAAGAAAAAGGUGGUCUCUCAUUGCCUGAUUUUGACAUGAUUAACAAUGCUCUCAAAGCAACUUGGAUCAGAAGACUAGACAGCUGUCAUCCCACCGCGAGUUGGACUCACAUUCCUGUUUCCCUGCUAGAGCGGGUCGGUGGUCUCUUUCUCCUUAAAUGUAACUUUGAACUUAAACAUCUUAACAUACACAUUCCAUUGAUCUUUUACGAGAAAGCCUUGUUGGCCUGGCAAUCCAUAAAUUCGUUCACUCCCUCCUCAAAAGAAGAAAUACUGAAUGAAAUCUUAUGGAACAACCGCUUUAUUAGGAUCAACAAUUAUUCAGUAUACUACAAAGCAUGGCAUGUAGCGGGUGUUGAAAAAAUUGGAGAUCUCUUCAACGGCAAUACCUUUCUAUCUCACCAAGACUUCUGUUCUUAUUUUGGUCUUAAAACUAAUUUUCUUACCUACUACGGUUUAUGCAAAGCAAUUCCUCCUAACUGGAUUAAAAUAAUGAAAGGUAAAUUACAACCGCCUUCGAAUAAAUCCAUAAGUAUGGAUAGAAUUCCCGUUGAGAAGCUUUCUUCUAAACUUGCUACCAACUUUUUUGUUGAAAGGAAAUUUGUUCCUGCCACCGCCAAAAAAAGACUCAGAAAUGCUAGUUUAAAUGAACAGCAAAUUUCUCAAAUUUACAAGAUGCCUUUCAGUGCUACGAAAGACAUACAACUCUCAAUGUUUCAGUUCAAGAUCUUACACCACAUCUUACCCACCAACGCUACAUUAUAUAAAUUCGGAAUUAAGAAGCAUGACCGCUGUCAUUUAUGCGCUGAAAAGCAAACAAUCACACACCUAUUUGUGACUUGCCCCAAUGCUCAGCUGUUUUGGACACAUUUUUCAGUUUGGUGGCGCGAAAAAAACAACAUUGAGAUCUCGCUUUCUGAAGCACAAACACUUUAUGGCAUUACAGACACCGUGCCUCAGUGUCUUGGUUUAAACCUCUGCUUGAUAAUUGCAAAAUACUAUAUUUACACCGCGUCUAAAAAUGAGGAAGAUUAUUUUUUCGACGCUUUUUUGUCUAUCCUUAAAAAUAAAAUACAAAUUGAAACUAGCAAAGCUAAGGUGCAAGUCAAGCUGUAAAAAUAAUUUUCUUGAUUCUGGCUAAUUUCCCUUGUUUUUUGGCUUUUUUGUUUUGUUUGUUUGUUUGUUAUUUAUUUAUUUAUUUUUUGUCGUUUUUAGCGUAUUUACUCUUCGUUAAUAGGUAGUAAGUUAGUAAUUAGUUGUAUUAGAAUUCUUUUUUCACUAUUUUGUAACAGACUCCAACUCAUCGGCUCCUGUUUUGUAAGCAUUAUCUUGUAAGUUUAUAUUAUGUAAGUAAGUAGCAUUUAACUUAGCAAGUUAUAUGUAAGUAGGUAUUAAAGCUUUAUGUAACUAAGUAAGUACUAUGUAAGUAAGUCAACAUUAUGUUUGUAAAAACAAUUAAAAAAAAAAAAAAAAAGAG